Molecule: messenger RNA, 2922 nt
Organism: Ustilaginoidea virens
Lineage: Eukaryota; Fungi; Ascomycota; Sordariomycetes; Hypocreales; Clavicipitaceae
Exons: 2
Coding region: 1-2922 (973 amino acids)
Source: RefSeq, a predicted model, not a curated record
AUGGCCAAGGAAACAUCCAACGAGAACGGCCACCUCACUUCCACCAAUGUCAGCAAGCAAGUCGACGAUUGGGACGAAUGGGAAGACGACAAUGUGAUAACCCCAAUAGAUGCUGGUGAGCAGGUGCACAUUUUCCAACCGCCGAUGUCAUUUCAGGAUCAAAACACCAAAUCGGCAAGUGCAAGGACUUCUAGGCUUUCGACCACCAAGAUCCGGCGAUUGAAGUCUCGGCAAAGGCAAAAGGCCCAAAAUGCCAAAGCUGGCAUCAAAAUCAUCACCGACAUGGCCACGCUGUCGCGCGGUAAUCAUGAGCGAAGCCCAAACAUGGGGGCUGGAAAGUUUGUCGACGCUGCCGCCCUUCGCGCGCUGGAGGGUGAACCAAGCUCCGCCUCUGUGGGAAAUUGGAAUUGGCUGAGGAGAAUCUAUGGCAAGAGCCCCGACACUGCGACCCCGACGCAGAGGAACGAAGCCAAAAAUCGAGACCUGUCACCCGAGGACAGACCUAUUGUUAUCGGGAUAUCUCUGCCACCCUCGGACAUGGCGGGCCAACAAGUUCAUCCGCAUGGUGCAUGCGACGGCGGUCAAUCUUCGCAUCCAGCAGCGACCCUGGGACUCAGGCCUCGUCAUGCUCGAGAGUCCCUCAGCUAUGAAGCCGGUGGUGGCUCGAACGCACAAAAAUCCAUGUGGUCGCCCGACACUCCGGAUACAUCACCCUCCCUCAGCCCCAACAGAGCAGUCUCCAGCAUGUACUCGCAAGUCACUAUGCAUGCAAGAUUUUCCAAAACGCAGACGCCGCCUCCGGUACCCCCCGUGCCCUCAAACUACCAGGAGCCAGCGCAUAAGAAGAGGUCCAGUCUCGGCAUGGGAAAAAAGCCACAAGAUGAGGAAGGGGGUGAUACGCCCUGCACCAUGUUCGAGGAGGAUGUCGACAUAAGUCCGCAAAGGAGCGCCAAGUCCAACCUUCUUACUCUCAGUCCCGACAGCGCAGGGUCGAGGUCGCACGGUUGGUGGGACCACGUCAUUACGCCGUUCGCUGACAAGUCGAUGUCGUUUUCGAGCCGGAAUCAAGAUCUGGAGCCCCCCAAGCAACAAGCACGGAACGAUACAUGGAGACACCUCGAGGGCAAAGAAACGCCGGCUCCCUGGGCAAAGGAUUUACCUCUACUUGCGCCUUCAUCACCAGCGCAAGCUCCCAUUGUGCGGGCUCCUAUGCCACGGCGGUCAUCCUCUGGGGGACCUGAUGCUCGGGCAGUGGGGAUGCCACGGCCUUGUUCAAACGGAGCGGUCAUGGUUGCCGAGCCGAGUACUGGCAUGGCAACAACGCCACGGAUUGUCGUCACCCCUGAUUCGGCCAUCAUAUCGGACUGCCCGCCGCCUUACUCGCCGCGCGAGAAACGAGAAGGAGGUCCCAUUCGAUACCGGGCUGUCUUCCCACCCGGACAUGCCUUAAACACCCAGUUCCCGCCUACCCCGCGUCCGGCUUCGCCCGGCUUGGCAGCCACCAUGAGCUCGCAGCGAAGAGCCCAUGGGCCCAUCGACGACACACCAUCCACUCAGCGAACGCAAAUCCCUCCCACUGUCCGUGAGCCACUUCCCGUGAGAGCAGCGGGGACGUAUCGACCGCAAGAGCAUGCGCACCCGGCACCCGGCAGAAGAUACAAGGUUGAACGAAAACGACGUCGUCAUGAGAAGGAAGACGUGAUUGCGCGGCGCGCCGGGGGAUUCUGGAGGGGCCGCGGGUGCAUGCCAUCCACAGAGGAACAGCCGUCCAUCUGGGUCAACCUGACGGAUUUCCCACCCAUGCCAACGGGAGUUUUGACCGUGGUCGGUCCAGACAACACGGUUGCUAAAUCCGGCUGCACAGAGCCGAGCACGCUCUGGAGUUGCUCGCUCCCCAAGGACCAGCAGGCAGCCGUGGCUCCGUAUAAGCCGAACCAGCCGACGCUCAUCAUGCAGAUUCAAUGGGACAACGGUACGCAAAGGACGUGGGACGUGCCCAACGGAGACGCGCCAAGCUCUGUUGCGCGCAGGGCUUUCGGAGCCGCUGCACAUGCGGGGGGGGUCCUGCUCAAGCGAGCUCAGCCAGCAGUCACACAGUUCAGCCCCAACCCUAGCCCGCCGAGUUUCAAGGAGAUGUGGUUCUUGGGCGAGACGACGGACAAUGUCAAGUCGAGCCAAAAAGGCGGGGAGCCAACGCCCUUCUACAUCAGCCUCGUCAAGUCUGUCAACGACACGGCUUCCACUUCCCGACUUGGGCGACGAGAGAGCAGCCCGGAUAUCGGCAACACUACCUUCAAGGCCCUUAUUCCGCCUCCGGAUCUAGAGCCCGACGGCACGUCAGCGCCGGCGGUGAUGAUGCCAAACCCUGUACAGCAGCCGGUUCGUCUCUACGACCGGGGGCUUGCUACAGAACAUUACGCCUUCUACACGUAUUUCAAACGGACAAUCUUUCUCAAGUCGGUCAGCAUUCAGAAUCAGACAGAUGAAACCAUGCCGCUGGACCAGGACGGCGGCUGCCGCAAGACGGAAGCGUCCCACCUGGUCACGUGGGGGGAAACAAGGCUCCACGUUCAGAUAUGGACCCGAGCGCUGCAGAACAGCAGCUCGACCUUGCUCAAGCCAGACGACGGGAGCAAGGGAAUCACGGGCGGCGGCACUGGCCAUCUGGUGCGGCCGGGGACGAUGCCUUAUCCCGUAACGAUUACGCACGACACACAUGGCGGCGACCCGAACAAGAAGCUCGUUUGGGACCGACCCAUCAACGAUAGGCUGCAGGUGCAGAGGGACAAGGCGCAGGCGCUGAUCAACGACAUGGGAAUCGGCGGCACGUGGAUCAACCGCAGGGAUAGCGGGGACGCAAAGUACGGAGGGUUUGAUGGCGGGACAGGCGGGUGCAAGUGCGAAUGGGUGAAUUGGGUGUGA